Messenger RNA from Lucilia cuprina (Australian sheep blowfly), 7124 nucleotides. RefSeq lists its product as uncharacterized. Gene Ontology annotation, biological process: sensory perception of smell; proteolysis; peptide catabolic process. Gene Ontology annotation, cellular component: cytoplasm; membrane. Gene Ontology annotation, molecular function: metalloaminopeptidase activity; zinc ion binding; odorant binding. The record is from RefSeq and is a predicted model, not a curated record. Lineage: Eukaryota; Metazoa; Arthropoda; Insecta; Diptera; Calliphoridae.
UGUAAACUUAAAGUGAACGGUCUAAACAGUGAACAAAAGGAAUACGAAAACGAAAAAUUCACAUAACGGUUUUGGGAAAUGUUACGGCGACAUUACCAAAAGAUGAGUAGAAAGUUCAGUUUAUUGAUAUUGUUAGUAUUAAGCGUGUUGCUAUAUAUAAAUUCAGUCACAUGUCUCGAAACUACAACGGAUAUUGAAGCGCCCUUAACUACAACUGCGCCCAGUGUUCUCUCUAAAACACGUUCUCUGCGUCUACCCAAUUCUACAUAUCCUUUACACUACCACUGGCAUGUCACCACCAAUGUCCACAAAGGUGAUUUGGAUUUUAAAGGAAAUGUUUCUAUAGUUAUAGAAAUUAAAGAAUCUACCGAUGAAAUUGUUUUGCAUGCCAAGAAAUUAAGAAAUUUUAGCAUUAUAUGUUAUGAGUUGGAGUCUGGAAUCCAACUGCACGACUUGACCUAUACCCAUGAUAAUCGCACUAACUUUCUUAUCAUACAUGCCCGCGAAUACUAUCAAGUGUUUGAGGUAAUGAAAAAAUAUCGUCUCGAAAUACACUACGAGGGAACCAUGAAUGAAAAGCAUGCAGGGCUCUAUUGGUUAGCCUAUGAGGAUCAUAAUAAUCAGACCAUUUACCAUGCAGCUACACAAUUUGAGCCAACCAGUGCCCGUUUAGCAUUGCCUUGUUAUGAUGAGCCGGCUUUUAAGGCCAAUUUUACUAUACGCGUAACUCAUGGCAAAAUAUACAAUGUCAUCUCCAAUAUGGAUGUGGACAAAGUCAUCGAACACAGCGAUAGUGAUUUAUCCACAACUAGAUUCUAUACAACACCGCUUAUGUCCACAUACCUGGUGGCAUUUGUCGUCUCAAAUUUCGGUUUUAUCUCGGAGGAAUAUCGUAAUGUUACUCAACGCCUGUACACACCACCCACUAGCAAAAAUAAAGGUCUAAAGCAACUGAAAUUUGCCAUACGAACCUUGGCUGUAAUUGAGGAUUAUUUAGGUAUUGCUUAUCCCUUGAAAAAACUUGAUCAUAUUGCUUUGAAUAAAAAUUAUGGUGCAGCCAUGGAAAAUUGGGGCCUAAUUACAUACAAGGAGGAUUAUUUACUUUAUGGUGACAGUCAUAUGCAUCAGAGAGUCAAGGAUACCAUGACAAUUGUCCAUGAGGUAUCACAUCAAUGGUUUGGUGAUUUAGUUUCGCCAGAAUGGUGGUCUUAUGCUUGGCUAAAUGAGGGAUUUGCUACAUAUUUUGCUCAUAUAUUUAUUGAUUUGCUUCAUCCUGAGUAUAAGAGUAUGGAAUAUUUUUUAAUUGAAACUGCUGAUAGAGCCUAUAGUUAUAAUGAGUUCAAUAUGAGUCCUCAUCCUAUGACACAUUAUGUGGAAACUGAUCGUGAUAUAACGAUGAUAUUUGAUAUUAUAUCCUAUUCAAAAGCCGCCUGUGUCAUUCGAAUGUUCCAUCAUGCCUUCAAUCAAAAAACAUUUGUACGUGGUAUUCAGACAUUUUUGACAAAAUAUCAGUACUCGGUGGCGAAUGAAUUGCAAUUAUUCGAGUGCCUCCAAGAAGCGCUCGAAAAAGAUCCAACUCUACAAAAUGCCGAAUGGGUGUCGUCGGUACCGAAUGUAAUGAUGUCAUGGACUCAUAGCAAAUGGAUACCCAUUAUCAAUGUAGUCAGAAACUAUGAAGACAAUACUAUUACCAUAAAGCAACGUUCCAAGAAUCCCAAUUAUAAUGAACACUGGUGGAUACCCUUGAAUUUUGCCACUGCGACGAAUCACAAUUUCAAUCGUACCAUUGUUGACUAUUUUAUGCCACCCAUACAGGAAGUUACUUUAAAUCUUUCAGACUUUGGCAUUGAAUUGAAAGAGGAAGAUUGGUUGGUGGUCAAUAAGCAACAAACUGGUUUCUAUCAUGUACUCUAUGAUGAUGAAAAUUUACGUAGGAUAGCCCAUGCAUUGCAGCAGAAUCAUUUAGUCAUACACGAAUUUAAUCGAGCCGAUUUAUUUCAAAAUCUUCACUCUCUAAUAGAACAUAAUGAAUGCUCCAUAGAUGUUAUAUUUGAAUUACUUAAGUACUUAAUUAAUGAGGACAAUCUGUUGGUAUGGAAUUUUGUUUCACCCACAGUGGAGCUAUUGGAACGUAAUUUAUAUGGCACUCCCUCACAUGAGCUGUUUAAGCAAUUUCUUAAGCAAAUUAUUGGACCUAUUUAUCAUAAACUAAUUUCUCAUGCUCAUAGUUCGGGUAAAAUGAUUACCGACAAACUGCACACACCUCUACUGCGCAUGGCUUGCAUUGUGGAUCUACCGGAAUGUUUGGAAUACACCCGACAAUUGGGUUUUGAUUACAUCUUUCAAAAUAUCGAAUUCGAAACGGAUAACAAUGAUUUCUUUGUCACCAAAGACACAGUACUAUGUUCGGCCUGUAGAUAUUUAUCAAACGAAGAAUUUAAUUCCAUUAUAAAAGUGGUCUCGGCAACAGAUCGUAAUACGAAACAGUACGAAGAUAUUUUGUAUAACUUACGUUGUACCCAAAAUCCUAAACAAAUACGUUACUAUUUAGAUAUAGUUUUUGGUGCUAAUUCUACGCAAUUUAUACCAAAUCAAAGUGAAAGUUUAAUUUAUGUCGUUUACCUAUUCCGUACGAAUAUGAUGGCUCGUGGUGUCAUCUGGCAGUAUAUAUCGAAACAUUAUGAGUAUUUGGUGAGGACACCAUCGUUUGUAGAUAUUUUCAAUAGAAUAGCGGAAUUUGUGCCAACACAUCGACGCAGCCAGUUCUAUGAUCUACAUCACAAAAUUAUGCGUGAACUAAAAUCCAUGGGCGAGGAGUAUAGCAGUAAUCUGAUAAAAAUUGAUUCGCCAAAAAUUGGCAAAAAAGUUAAAAUGAGUGAAUCAUUUCUAGAGAAAUUCGGUAACGAUAUACACAAUUGGUUGUUGGAAAAUCAAAUGCCACCACCUACUUAUGCCGCCUCUAUGAUGGACGUGCACACACAUAAUGGUGGAGCGCAACGUUUUGGAAAUGUAUUUCGUUUAGCAGGAAAUCUCUAUAGACAAUUGUAUAGUCAUAUAAGUUCCAAUCAACUAUUCAAAACAUUAAAAGGUCGCGGACACGCAAAAGCAAGUGAUAUGUCAACAACAACUAUUCAACACGUGAAAACAACAUUUCGUUCACAUUUUUUUUGUUGGCGCAUUUUGGGUUUUUUACCAACGAAAAAAUAUCGUCUACUCUAUCAAACCUAUGCUAUAUUUUUGAACAUUAUGGUGACGAUCGUCUAUCCAGUACAUUUGAUAAUUGGUCUCAUCUUAAGUACAACUUUAUAUGAUGCAAUUAAAAAUUUGGCUGUGGCGGCAACAGUGGUUUUAUGCAGCAUUAAAACCAUUAUAGUCUGGUUGAAACUUGAGAAUAUUGAAAAUAUGUUUGAUAUUAUUACGCGACAAAAUAAACGUAUUUCUUUGUAUAAAGAUGAGGCUAACUACUUUACAAAUGUGAUUUUAAGAGAUUUAAAUCGUAUAUGGAAAAUGUUUAUGCUCUUGUACUCAACUGCUGGAUUGUUUGGAGAACUAUCGGUGCUGGGAAAUGGUUUAUGGGGAGACUGGCGUUUAAUGUAUCCCGCCUACUUUGUUUUUGAUCCCUAUGAAAACUCUACGUUCUACAUUGUGGCUCAUGUUUAUCAAUUUAUUGGUGUGUCAUAUAUAGUAAUACAGGAUAUAGUCAAUGAUUCCUUUACCACCAUGCAUUUGGCUUUAUUGAGUGGUCAGUUGCGUACCUUUAAUAAAAGAUUAGCCAAGUUGGGUGGCGACCCAAAAAAGACAAAAAUACAAAAUAAUCGGGAUUUAUUGGACUGCAUACAGGAUCAUAAAGAUUUAAUGGAAUAUCGUCAAAAAUUGGAGGAGAUUGUCUCGUUCUAUAUGUUUGUUCAGAUACUCUUUACAAGCAUUAACAUCUGUACUAUUUUGGUAUUUUUGAUACUCUUUGCCAGUGAUGCCUUUACCCUGAUCUAUUAUAUCGUUUAUUUUAUAUCGAUGACAGUGGAAAUUUUGCCCGCAUGUUAUUACGGCACUGUUAUUGAAAUGGAAUUUCGAAAUUUAUCUUAUGCAUUAUUCUCCUCCAACUGGUUGGAACAGGAUGAGGUAUUUAAGAAAAAUUUAAGGAUUUUUAACGAGGCUACAAAAAAACCUAUGUUUAUAUUGGCCUGGUUGUUUCAUAUCAAUUUGAAUCGGACGUUCAGCAACAUGCAAAGUUUUUCGGUUUUCCAUUUGGCUUUAGUCGCUUUAGUUUUAAGCGGAACUGCUGUUUUCGCUUCACCUUACUCGCCACCACAGGAAUUUGAUUUUUCAGUAGGCUUGGAAUAUAUUAAUGCUCGUUUAGAGCGUGCCGAGGAGUUUCUAAACUAUCGUCUACCCAAUCAAACCUAUCCGGAACAUUAUGAUAUAGAACUCAGCACUAAUGUUCAUACUGGUGAUAAGGCCUUUAAGGGUAAAGUGACAAUUGAUGUUGUGGUAGUGGAAACUACUAAUGCCAUCGUUAUUCAUGCUCGUCAACUCAAGGACUUUAAGACGUCGUUGGUAAAUCCAGUUAAUGGUCUACAAGAAAACUUGAAAUUUGAAUACGAAUUGGAACGUGAAUUUUUAACAUUGACUCGUUUAAAUGGUGCUAAAUUUGAAGAUGAUACCAAGUGGAAAGUUACCAUUGAAUAUAGUGGUGAAUUACGUACAGAUAAUGGUGGUUUCUAUUUGUCAAGUUAUACUGGUGUUAAUGGUGAAAAGAGGUGGGAUGUUAAUGGAUCGUAUAACUAUUAUUGUGAAAGAUAUCUGGCUACAACACAAUUUGAAAGUACUGAUUCCCGUCAUGCCUUCCCCAACUAUGAUGAACCCGCUAAACGUGCCAAUUUUACCAUAACCAUGAAUCAUAGUCCAACCUAUUCAGCCAUUUCAAAUAUGCCCGUCAAUGAAGCUCUCUCAAGACCGGGAAAAACGGUAUUUUUAACCACCGAUAAAAUGCCCAGCUAUAUAGUAGCUUUCAUUGUAUCCGAUUUUGAACAUAGUGAUGGUGUUUUAAAUGGUUUGCCUCAACGUGUCUUUUCACAUCCCGGUACUAAACAUGAACAAGAAUGGGCUUUAGUUUCUGGUAUGUUGAUAACAGAACGUUUGGCUGAGUACUAUGGAAUAGAUUAUAUGUUACCUAAACUGGAUCAAGCUGCCAUACCGGAUUUCGCUGCUGGCGCCAUGGAAAAUUGGGUUUAUACUCAGACUAAUAUUGCUAGAAUUAUUGCUCAUGAGUUUUGUCAUUUGUGGUUUCGUGAUUAUGUAGCGAUACAAUGGUGGUCUUACUUGUGGUUAAAGGAAGGUUUUGCUACUCUCUUCGGUUACAAAGGAAUGGAUGAUGCCUAUCCGGAAUGGGGUGUUUGGCAAGAUUUUCAUGUUGGUGAAUUACAAAGUGCUUUAAGUCGAGAUGCUGGUACUAAUCCUAGACCCAUGACAUAUUAUGUACAAAAACCCAGAGAAAUUUCUCAGACAUUUGACACCGUCUCCUAUGCCAAGGCUGGUUCUGUCUUACAUAUCAAAUACAGUGCCGCCAAUGAAGACCAAUUAUUUAGUGCUUUACAAACUGCUGCCAAGGAAGAAGAUUAUAAAAUUCCUGCUACCAUACGUGAAAUGUUAAGCAGUUGGUCUCGCCAGGGUGGUUAUCCUUUAUUAACCGUUACCCGUAACUAUGAUGAUGGUACGUUCACUGUUAAACAAGAAGCCUUUUACAAUGAUGAAACCUUUAAGAAAGAGAAGUCCUGGUAUAUUCCCAUUAACUAUGCGGUGGCAUCAAAUCCAGACUUCCGCGAUACAGAAGCUACUCACUAUCUAUUGAAAGUGCCCGAAAUUAAAGUAAAGGAUGAAAAAAUUAAGAAGGAUGAUUGGUUGAUACUUAACAAACAGUCCACCGGUUAUUAUCGCAUCAAUUAUGAUGAACAAAAUUGGAAACUCAUUUCAGAUGGUCUUAUUAAUAGACCCUACAGUAUACAUCCACGUAAUCGUGCUCAGUUUAUGCAUGAUGCUUAUCAGUUCAGUGUUUCGAAACGUUUAAAUCAUACGAUUCUCUUAAAUUUGAUGACCUAUUUGAAACAAGAGGACCAAUAUGCGCCCUGGUCAACUGCCAGUGGUAUUGUGAAUGCUUUCAACCGUUAUUUGAGCGGAGAUGUUAAUUAUGCCCAUUUCAAAUAUUUCGUUUCCGAAUUGGUGGCACCCAUCUAUGAGAAGUUGGGUGUCAAUGAUGUUCCUGGGGAACAUCAUUAUCAAAAAUAUACACGCAAUGUGGUCGUCAAUACUGCCUGUUUGGCUGGCAUUAAGGAUUGUCUGGAGGAAACCAAUAACAAAUUGAAAGCUUAUGUCCUGCAAAAUAUUACCAUUGAACCUAAUCUACAAACACCCAUCUAUUGCAAUGGUCUUAAACAAUCUGGCGAUGAGGAAUUCGAUUUUGUUUACAACAUACUAAUGGAUUCUAAUGACCAAGCUUUACGUCGAGCACUUAUUUCAGCUUUGGGUUGUGCCCAAAAUGAAAAUCAUAAAAAAUUCAUUUACAGUUCCAUCGAUGAGACAAACAAAUUGCGCAACCAAGAACGUUAUACCCUACUCAAUCCUGCCUAUUCUCGUGGCGAGGUGGGUCUUUUGGCCUGUAUUGAUUUCUUAAAUGAUAACUGGAAUGUUUAUGGUAAUUUAAAGAGUGGUUUUGGUGGCACAAAUCCUUUAGAUGAUGAUAUUCGUGGUAUGGCUUCCUAUGUGGUCAAUAAGAAACAAGAGGAAAAGCUAUUGGCUCUGGUGGCAAAAGUAAAGACAAGUGAACAUGUUACAGCUAAUCUGGAAACUAGUGUAAAGGCUACAAUUAAGAAAAAUUUUGAUUGGUUAGAAAAUAAUCGUAAUCCUCUGAUGACUUGGUUGGCUCAGUAUCAUGCUGAAAAGGAAGAGGGUAACAAUGGUGGUAAUGAUGGAAAUGAUGACAAUGGUGGUGGUGGUGGAAGUGCUAGUUUUACAGCUUCAAGUGUAAUGUUAGGUACUGUUCUUUUUGUUGCCAUCUCCCGUUUGUUUUAGGGAGUUUCGUAAAUUUUUAUAAAAUUUUAAUUUAAUAUUUUGUAAAUAUAUAAAUAAGU